AUGGCGGACGACGGCGUUUUAUUUGCCAAAAUUUUACGUCAGUUUGCAAGAUCAUCUGCAGCAAUCAAUCCAGCGCCAGAGGAUAAGAUUGCCCGGUUAUUUUCAUUUUGCCCCAAGGAGAUUAAUGGCGGUUUGACACUGGACCAGAGGGGUCAAGAUGCAGUGAUUUCCCUUGGUAUAUUCCUGCUGGAAUCUGACUUGCAGAAUAAAGACAAGAUAGCACCAUAUUUGCUGAAAGUUUUGAGAUGUCUGCCAGCUUCACAGUGGAGUGGGAAACAUAAACCAGGAAAAGGACAAACAUUACCAAGAUGUGAAAACUUCAGCUUUUGUUUGAAUACAAUACUAAGUGACUUGGCAUUCAAAGAUGACAACUUGAGAGAUGAGGUUCUCAGUACACAGUUAGAUGUCCUGGAAGCUUUAAUUAACAAGUGUGAAGACACAGAUAAUUCCAAAGAAGUGAAGCUCUCCUUGAUAAUUAUUCCCCUUCUGUUUGGUUUGAUUCGAGCCCUGGGCAGAUCUAGUGAUGGGAUCAAACCCCUGAUAUCUUUACUGUAUCCAUCAGAAUCUGUCCAGAAGGAACACGGCACACCUAAAGAUGACAAAGAGGAAGAGGAGGAAGAAAAAACCUUCACGUUCCGCUCGAUCCUCCCCCGCACUAUCUCCACUCACCUCAUCUACUCUGACCCCGUCUCCCCUAUCACGCCCACGGGAGGGAGCCUGUCUGAGUUCCCCACGAUGCGGUACAGGGAGCGGUCCCCCUCUCCCCUGGGGGUCCAGACCCCGGUUAAACCAGGCCAGGAGGAGGACGUGGAAGCCUCUACCUACUACUUCAGUAAGAUUGCCUCCAGCUUUACUUGUGUAAAGCCCUGGGGAUUUGAAAUCAUCCCAGAAAGAGAUCACUUGGUUUUCUCCCAAACUCAACUUCAGCGACUUGUAUCUCUGACAAAGAGGUUGCUCAGCAAAGAGGUUUUAGGGAAUGUCAACACAGCUUUUACAUGGAUGAUCAGUGUUGAAAAUGGUAAGAAGUACAGUUGGUGGCCGUACAAGUCUUACAGUGAGGCGGUCACUCUGUCCACGGUCACCAUGCUGAGGGACAUUCUGGAGCAGGAAAAGGACAUGCCAACCAGUUUUAUGACAGAGGUGUAUGAAUUUUCCAAGACGAUGUAUUCCUCUGGACAGAAUGACCUUGACAAGCGGGGGAAGGGAAGCAGAGAGAUGGAGAAGAAGACAGAUUUCCACACGUACGAGAUGAUGGUGCUGAGCUGUGCUGUCUGUGUAGAUCUCAUGUUCUGGGCAGUCAAGGAAGAGAGAGAGGCUGAGAGUCUGUGUUUACGACUGACAGAGAAGAUUAGUACAAAUACGGAGAGGAAGUUAUUAUUGUCACACACUCCAUUACUUCUAGUGGCUUUAGAGUCUUUAGGAAAACUGGCCAUCAAGUUUCCACUGUUAGCCUGGACCAUGUGCUGCACUCUUCGAGAUUUUCUGGUGAGUCCCUCUCCCAUUCUUAGUAAACUGAACAAAUACGCCUCAGUGGACAGCAGGAGUAGCAUCAAGAUCACGGUCACAGAUACCGGGAAAUCUCCAAAGUCUGGCCGCAGAGACCAGCCUCAGAGCAAAUUACUCAAGGCUUUAGAAAACAUCAGAGACAGUGCCAUCAUCAAUGCCUGCAGGGCCCUGAAGGCUUGUCUGGAGGUAGAUGAAGACUGUGUCCAGGCGUUCAUGGCUUCCAUCUCAAACCGUUUAUACAGAGCAGAAAUGUCAGACAGGGAGUCUAACUUGAUCUCCACCAACACGAUCCUGACCCUGGGGCAUGUGGCAGUGGCACUGAAAGACACCCCCAAGACGGUGGAGUCAGUCUUACAGAUCUUCCAGCAGCGGUUCUGUUCCCCACCCUCACAACUCGACGUCCUGAUUGUCGACCAACUCGGCUCCAUGAUCAUCGCCGGAUGUACCACUGUGUACAAUGAGGUCAUGAAGAUGUUUGUUCAGAUCAGUAUAGAGAGUAGUUCUCCAUACAGCUCAGGGGAGAAAGAUGAAAAGAUCAGAGGAUACAGACAAGUCUCCCAGACGGUGAUUAACGCCCUCGCUAACAUUGCCUCCAAUGUACAGGGGACAGAGGACCAGAAUGAGUUGCUGGUCCGACUCCUAGAACUGUUUGUCAACAUGGGACUGGCUGCCAAGCGAGCCAGCGACAAAAGCUCCGGGGCCAUGAAG
Molecule: messenger RNA, 2214 nt
Organism: Saccostrea cuccullata (small rock oyster)
Lineage: Eukaryota; Metazoa; Mollusca; Bivalvia; Ostreida; Ostreidae
Product: phosphatidylinositol 4-kinase alpha-like
Exons: 15
Source: RefSeq, a predicted model, not a curated record